Molecule: messenger RNA, 2391 nt
Organism: Tetrapisispora phaffii CBS 4417
Lineage: Eukaryota; Fungi; Ascomycota; Saccharomycetes; Saccharomycetales; Saccharomycetaceae
Gene: COG3
Product: Golgi transport complex subunit COG3
Exons: 1
Coding region: 1-2391 (796 amino acids)
Biological process (GO): Golgi organization; cytoplasm to vacuole targeting by the Cvt pathway; intra-Golgi vesicle-mediated transport
Cellular component (GO): membrane; cis-Golgi network; COG complex
Source: RefSeq, a predicted model, not a curated record
AUGGCAAGUAACAACGACUCAUUGGUGCUCGAUAUUGGAUCACGAUCACAAACAAACUUGUUGUCUAAUAAGCUACCAACUAUAUUAGAAGAUUCCUUUUUACUGGAACAACUGGAAAAAUUGGCGCUGAAAGUAAACUUGAGCGAUGCUGCAUUUUCUAAUACAAAGGAUACUAUUGCAACCACUAAAACGAACACACAAACUGGUUGCAAGGACAAGUACAAUGACUAUAUUUCAAAAUUAGAUGACAGUAUCAAAGGUUAUGAACAGGUCUUAAAACAGACUCAAGUUGUAAAUGAUCAAUUAUCUGUAUCCAUUAGACAAUUUAAUGACAUUUCUAAGGAUUCUGAAAAAUUCAUAGAAUUCACUAACAGCUUAUUUCAGGAUUAUACUCAAACUUCUCAAUUGACGGAAAUGAUUCCAAAAUAUUUACAAUAUUUUGAACCCUUGGAUACUAUAAUGAGAAGAUUGAAUUAUGCGUCAUCAUCAAAUAUUGUUAGAAGAGAUUCUUUCAAGAACUUAUUAUCCAAUGUGGAAGCUUCAUUGAUUUUUUUGGAAGAACAUAAAGAUUUUAAAGAAGGCGACAGUUAUAGAAUCAGAUUUAAACAAUGUUUGAUUAGAAGUUCAGAAUUAAUUGCACAUUACUUAAAUAAUAACCUGUUAAAAAAUGUCUCUACAGAAAUUACAGACAGGUUGAAAACUGUGAAUAUUAAUGAUCCAUUAUCGAUUGGUACAAGAGAUGCGUUAGUAUAUAAUAAAUUUGCGUCGAUUUCAGAAAUUUUCUAUCAACAAUUGGUUGAAAUUACUAAAAAUAUUAAAAAUACAAAAUUAAAGAGGUACCAUGAUGAACUAAGUUCUAUUUUAAAUGAUUGUCUAAAUAAUUAUUUUUCAAUACGUCAAAACUUAAUGGAACCUAUAAUUACUGCCCGCUUAGAAGAAAUUGAGAACAGUGAAAAGGAUAAUGAUAUUGUUACUUUUAUUCAAAAUAGUAGAUUAUAUUUUCAACAGGUUUGUUUGGAUGAAUACAGACUGUUCAUUAAGUUCUUUCCCAUUAAAAUAUGUAGACAAUCUUUCGAUAAUCGGAUUCUGAGAUUCUGUAGUCCAUUAUACUACAAAUGUGAUAAUAAGAUAUUAAGAGAAACAGAUAUAUCUUUAUUAUGUAAUAGUGUUACAUUAUUUAGUCAUUAUUUCGAAUUUGAAGAAAACUCUGAUGAAUACUUAAAGCAAUUCAAUGAAGUAAAAUUUGAUCAAGUGUUUGGGCCAAUUUUACAAAAGUUACAACAAAGAUUGAUUUUAAGAGUGCAACAGUAUAUUGAUAAUAAUAUUGCAAAUUAUAAACCAACUAUUGAUUCUUUUAUGAUAAGCAAUAGGAAAAACCAAUUAUCUGGAUCCAAAGAUUUUGAUUUCGAAAAUGAUUCUAUUAUAAAAAGUUUCUUGGAAAAUUCUAAUGCAGAUAACUACCUGAAUUUUCUUCAAAGUAAUAAUGUAGAAAACGUUACAUUAGAAUCUACUGAAAAUGAUAACCUAUUAGAAAGUGAAGAAACUCAAAAGCAAAAUAAAGAUGAGAAGUUGAAAUUUAUUACAAGCUAUUAUCCACCUUUGGUGAAAGCAAGUUUACUACUUUCAAAAAUAUAUUCAAUGAUGAAUUCUAUUGUUUUUGAUGAUCUAGCUCAUCAUAUUGUUCACUAUUGUAUUAUUUCUCUAAAAAAUGCAUAUACCAUAGUUCAAAAUUCUUCUAAUAUUGCUGGUUCAAAUUCGUUAGAUAUGGACUUAGCAUAUAUGAAAAAUUUAUUGUUACUAAGAACUCAAGUUGAACAUUUUAAUAUUGAAUAUAUAGUUCCAGAAACUUAUCUAGACUUUUCAGCCAUAGAGAGUUUUUUCACUUAUUUACGAAAAGGUGCUAAGAGCAGUAAUAGCGGUACGUCGGUUUUAAAAUUAGCAAGAGAACUUGUUCCUAAGGUUGUCAAUAAUAUGGUUGAUGCCCGUCAUGAGUUAAUCCAGGAAUUAAGAAACAUAAUUAAAAAUUUUACUGAAGUGGCUACUGAGGACAUUGUUGGUAACUGUUUUGAAAUAUUAGAGGCCGAAAAUUCGAAAAACUUAGUUACUAAAAAUAUAAAAGUUAGAACUAAUGUUGAAGAAAAACUCCCUCGUAUUCGUUCACAAAUUCUGAACUUUAUUAGAGAUCAAGAAAUUGUCGGUCACUUGAUUGUAGCUAUUCAAGAAGUAAUCGUGCAAUCUUAUGAGAAUUUUUAUGAGAAUGUAACAGAGAAAGUGGAAGCUAAUCUAAUAGACAAAACACAAAUUUCUGAACUUAUGUAUCCAGAUGUCUUCGCUGAUCUUACAGAAAAUGUAUGUAAUAAAUUAUUAUCAAAGUCUAUAGAUUGUGUUUAA